This is a messenger RNA of Fimicolochytrium jonesii, 954 nucleotides long. RefSeq names its product NADH-ubiquinone oxidoreductase B18 subunit-domain-containing protein. NCBI's taxonomy places the organism in Eukaryota, Fungi, Chytridiomycota, Chytridiomycetes, Spizellomycetales, Powellomycetaceae. The record is from RefSeq and is a predicted model, not a curated record. The coding region runs from base 123 to 458 and encodes 111 amino acids. Gene Ontology annotation, cellular component: mitochondrion. The transcript has 3 exons.
CACGAAAACCCGAAAUCAUCAACCACCACACAGCACAUAUUCCCAUCCCCAAUCACACAACCCCCUCGUCAAAACAAAACCACCGACCGGUCAGCGGGAAAAAGAAAAACCAGCACCCGGCAAUGCCCUCCCACAUCCACGCCGAAGCCGCGCACCACUCCGACCAUGACGACGCCGGGGCGCCUCCACCGACGUACAUAACGGCGCAGGAACUCUCCAAGACGCAAAUCCCGCUCGCCUGGCGCGACUACUGCGCGCACCUGCUGCCGGCGCUGAACGAGUGUCGGAAGCGGGAGUACUACCUGCCGUGGAAAUGCGAAUUCGAGAGGGUCGCGUGGAUGAAGUGUCAGUAUGAUGAUUAUCAACGCCGCAUGCGCAAACUCGCCAAACGCACCGCCAAGCAGGCCUCCGAGCGCGACGCCGCACGCGCCGCCGACGUCAAGGGCGAGUUGGAGUAGAUAUCGACUGCGUUCCGUGGGGGAGGAUCUCAUGGCGCUCGUCGGGGGGCGGGAUAUCAUUGAUCAUUGUGGGGAUGUGGGGGAUGUGCGUGGGAGCGUAGAGCGGGAUAGGCGAUUUGGGUGGCCCGUGGGGAACGGGACGGCGAAGCUCGGGAGGGUAUUGCUGGAGGAUUUUUCGCGAAACCGCGGGGGAUAGAGGUGGCGGUCUGUGGGGGUCACCGUGCACCACACAUCCUUCGCAACCCACAACGCUCAUUGUCGCGGUCACUCUUCCACCCUCCCACCCCAAAUGAACCCUCAGCACGGUGUGGAUUUUUUUUCUCUCGGAUGUAUCAUAGAAUCAGAAACGAGAUAACGCAAAUGCCCGAGGCCAGUGGGGUCGUGGUAUCGGGAGAGAGGAUUUUGCUUUCCCGUUGGCCGGCUGGUGCUUUCGGCCAAUUCUCGAAUUGAGGGACACCCACAGAAUUCCCGACACAGUUUCACCCCCACCUUCACC